This is a messenger RNA of Chionomys nivalis (European snow vole), 3108 nucleotides long. It is a transcript of the gene Cdc14b, whose product is annotated as cell division cycle 14B. Gene Ontology annotation, cellular component: nucleolus; spindle pole; mitotic spindle. Gene Ontology annotation, biological process: positive regulation of cytokinesis; protein dephosphorylation; cilium assembly. The transcript is spliced from 15 exons. The coding region runs from base 236 to 1792 and encodes 518 amino acids. Lineage: Eukaryota; Metazoa; Chordata; Mammalia; Rodentia; Cricetidae. Gene Ontology annotation, molecular function: protein serine/threonine phosphatase activity; protein tyrosine/serine/threonine phosphatase activity. The record is from RefSeq and is a predicted model, not a curated record.
UUCUUUUUUCUGAAUGAAGCUCCACGGAACAUCCCUCCUGGGGGUCCCCGGGAGCCGCGGCCCGCAGAGCUCGGACGCCCAGGCAGCAGCGUCCCAGGGUGCGCGCGCUUUGCCUCAGCCGCCGGCCAGCGCUGUGUGGCCCCCGGGGCGCGGGCGGCGGGAGACGCAGCUCGAGGACUCAGGGCCGGGCUGCCGGGCCAUGGUCGCGGUCCCCUGACGGGCCGCGGCCGCCUCCAUGAAGCGCAAGAGCGAGCGGCGCUCGGCUUGGGCUACCGCGCCCCCCUGCUCGCGCCGCAGCUCGUCCUCCUCUCCCGGCGUGAAGAAGAGCCGCAGCUCCACGCCGCAGGAGCUGCACCGCCUGGAGCAGCAGGACGACCUGUACCUGGACAUCACGGAUCGCCUUUGUUUUGCCAUUCUCUACAGCAGACCAAAGAGUGCGUCAAACGAGCAUUAUUUCAGCAUAGAUAAUGAACUUGAGUAUGAGAACUUCUACGCGGAUUUUGGACCGCUCAAUCUGGCAAUGGUUUACAGAUAUUGUUGCAAGAUAAAUAAGAAGCUCAAGUCCAUUACAAUGCUGAGGAAGAAAAUUAUCCAUUUCACUGGCACCGAUCAGAGAAAACAAGCGAAUGCCGCCUUCCUUGUUGGGUGUUAUAUGGUUAUAUAUUUGGGGAGGACUCCAGAAGAUGCAUAUAGAACAUUAAUCUUUGGAGAUACAGCCUAUAUUCCUUUCAGAGAUGCUGCCUACGGAAGCUGCAGUUUCUAUAUUACACUUCUCGACUGUUUUCACGCAGUAAAAAAGGCAAUGCAGUAUGGCUUUUUAAAUUUCAACGCAUUUAACCUUGACGAAUAUGAACACUAUGAAAAAGCAGAAAAUGGAGAUUUUAACUGGAUAAUACCAGAGCGGUUUCUUGCCUUCUGUGGACCUCAUUCAAGAUCGAGGCUUGAAAGUGGUUACCACCAACAUUCUCCUGAGACUUAUAUUCCAUAUUUUAAGAAUCACAAUGUAACUACCAUUAUCCGUCUGAAUAAGAGGAUGUAUGAUGCUAAGCGCUUUACGGAUGCUGGUUUCGAUCACCAUGAUCUUUUCUUUCCGGAUGGCAGCACCCCUGCUGAGGCAAUUGUCCAAGAGUUUCUGGAUAUUUGUGAAAAUGUUGAGGGUGCCAUUGCGGUGCACUGCAAAGCUGGCCUUGGCCGAACAGGUACUCUGAUAGGCUGCUACCUCAUGAAGCAUUAUAGGAUGACGGCAGCCGAAAGCAUUGCCUGGCUCAGAAUCUGUAGACCGGGUUCCGUGAUUGGGCCCCAGCAGCAGUUUCUGGUCAUGAAACAGUCAAGCCUCUGGCUGGAAGGCGACUAUUACCGCCAGAAGUUGAGAGGGCAGGAGAACGGACCCCUCAGAACAGCCUUCUCCAAACAACUCUCGGAUAUCGACGACAUUUCGCUAAGUGGGCUUGAGAAUCAAGACAAUCAAGAGCCAGAGCCGUAUAGUGAUGAUGAUGAAACCAGUGGAGUAACACAAGGAGACAAGCUUCGGGCCCUGAAAAGUCGGAGACAGUCCAAAGCCAACACUAUCCCCCUCACAGUAAUUCUUCAGCCCAGUGUUCAGAGCUGUAAAACCCCUGAACCUAACCUUUCUGGCAGUGCAGGCAUUACUAAACGAACCACCAGAUCUGCUUCGGGGAAAAGCAGUCUUAAAAGCCUGGCUCCUUGGAGGGAGAGGAGGACCGCUUUGCGACAAAUGCCCGUGCUGGCGUUAUGUCCAGCCGUUUCAAGGACUAAGACAGUCUUGCGUUAAAAAACCGCUGACCAGCACUCCAGGGAAGACUAGGAACAGAAAACCCCAACAGGAUUUAGCCAAUCGCUCUGAAAACAAAACAGACACUGCAAAGGCCUUAGUUUCUCUCCAAAUAAGAAGUUCAUUCAAUGAAGAAAAUAUCACCGGCCUCUCAGCCACGCACUGACUGUAGGGCAUGGCUGAACAUUUGAGGGCCCGACUCCCCCUUUGUAAUUUCAAAUUGGAUGAAAGCUGCUAUCGAAAGUUUAGUCUCAGGUGUCAAUACCCAGCCCUCAGCCACCAGAGAGCUUUCUGGUGAGCGUGGUACAUGUGUGUUCCUGUGAUGGCAAUCGUGUUUGCUGCUGGCCUUCAGAAGGAUCUGAUGAAGGUCUCUUGGGUAUUUAUUUUUUGUUCAGCCUGUGACCGCCGUCUUGCGAUUAAAGAUGAAAGAAGACGAGCAUCUCUCCAGUGGUACCCUCCGUCUAAGACAGGAUUUGGUACGAUGUUUCACUUUGCUCCUGUUAAUACUGUCGUGAUGUUCACUGUGUGAAGUACCCAAGCUGCUUGUCUUUCACCAAAGAGUGCUUUAAUAACAAUCUGUGAAAACUACAUUUAAACACUGUUACGUGUUGCUGUGGUUACCAAAACAUGCUAAAGAAUGUUGAUAGAGUAUUUGAACCUUUUCUCAGUUGAAAGGUUAUGUAAGUCCUUGUGUCGUUUAGGAUGAAGAUUUCAGGGCUGGGCGUUAGAUCGCUCAGUCACACGUCGGAAUUGUGUUUCCUCCAGUACAUUAAAACCAAACAGCAGUGCUGGUGUUUGGUGGCUUUAAAGACAAAAUUGUUCACCCUCUGUAGAGUCUUUUCUCUGUGCUGCUGUGGAGUUUUGUUAUUUGUAUGAUUCACAGUUUGAUUUUAGCGGCAAUUGCUUGCUUCUGGAGUUAGGCUGUUUGUGUAAGAGAAUUCACUGUUGCCUUUGGUUAGGGAAUACGACUAGAAACUGUAGUGUGCCUUCUCUCUUCACCCCUGCUGGAAGCCAACAGCACCUGUGCCAUGAAGCAAUUGCAAAGCCAGAAUUUAUCUGUUGCCAAAAAGAAAAAGACAGAGCCAAUCAUCAAAGAAUGCUUUAGAGUUGUCCUGGUUACCGCCACAGCACAGGAUAAUGGUUUUUAUUGCCUCUUCCCAGUUUGGAGACUGGAGAAAUGCCGUAUUGAAAGCCAUUGAGAGCCAAUGCCUUCCUAAGACAGACGAACGUCAGGCGAGCAGGCGACCCCACUUGAACAGUUGCCCUUCUUGUAGACGGAAUGAAUAAGUUAAAGUCUGGUAAAUUUAAAAAAGAAA